AGUGAAGGAUGUUAUGGAUUUUUCAUACUUCAUAUUAAUAAUGAGAAGGAUGACUGCGCGACAGGAAAUGACAUCCUGUCUUACCUGUAGGUAACUUCAUACGCAAUGUAUAACCGGGCGAAGUACACAGUAGUAUAAUACUCUAGUAGUACUACUACAGACUUGUUUACAGUAUUUUUAAUGUUUAAAUUAAAAUGGACACUUCUUAAUAAUUCUGUUGCCGACGGUAAUUUCUUCGGUGUUUAUAGAAGGUGUGCCGCAGGAGGGGAGAUCAGCUGACAAAAUCGGAACAGAAAUGGAAGAAAACGCACAACCACUGUUCACUUUUGGAGUUAUAGCAGAUAUACAGUAUGCUGAUAUUGAAGACGGCUUCAACUUUCUACAGACAAGGAAGAGAUAUUACAGAAACAGUAUCAGUUUAUUGAACAGUGCUACAGAGAAGUGGAAUGCGGAGCCAGUCCAACCCAGUUUUAUUCUACAGCUUGGUGAUAUUAUUGAUGGGUUUAAUAAACCACGCAAAGCCUCGGAAAAGGCUCUUGAAACAGUAGUAAAUGGGUUUAAUAAAUGCAAAGCUAAAGCCCAUCAUGCCUGGGGCAACCAUGAAUUUUACAACUUCAGCAGGGAUUACCUAAUGGACUCUGUUCUUAAUAGUAAACACUUGGAAAGCACUUCCGAGUUUCAAUCUGCUAAACAUGUUGAGGAAAAAAACCCAGAGCCAAGCUAUUCGUACCAUUUUAGCCCUGCUCCUAAUUUCCGGUUUGUGUUGCUUGACGCCUAUGACUUAAGCAUAAUAGGAAGAGGAGAACCAAGCAGGAAAUACUACCAGUCUCUUAAAUAUCUACAAGAACAUAACAAGAAUACCAAUCUUAAUUUUCCCCCAGAACCUACAGGAAUGAAACAGCAGUUUGUCGAGUUCAAUGGAGGAUUCAGCGGAGAGCAGCUUGACUGGUUAAACAAAGUUCUCACCUUUGCAGAUAAUAACCAAGAAAAGGUCACAGUUAUGUGUCAUCUUCCCAUAUACCCAGCCUCUACAAGCCCCAUCUGUCUUGCAUGGAACUAUGAAGAGGCGCUUUCUGUCUUGCACUCCCACCAGUGUGUGGUGUGUUUCAUGGCAGGCCAUGAUCAUGACGGUGGUUACUGCGUGGAUGAGUGUGGAAUACAUCACCUUACAUUGGAAGGGGUGAUUGAAACGCCACCAGACAGCAAUGCAUUUGGUACAAUGUACGUAUAUGAGGACAGAAUGAUUUUAAAGGGAAACGGUAGAGUUAAAGACAGAAUACUUCUGUACCCACCAUUUUAACGUUCUGUAUGUUUGGUGCACCUGUGGAACACAAUGCAAGGCUACAUUAUGUCAAAUUUGUUUUUAGUCAAUAUUAUUUUAGUUUCAUUUUUUUAUUGUGUGUGUCAAUUGACAAUGUUUUUUAUUUAUUCAUUUAUUUUAGUUAAAAGACUGCACUUUGGUAUAUUCUUGGCAACGUGCAAUGCUUUGAAAAACACUUAAAUAUUCUGAUAUAUGUUAAACUGUACACCACUGUUGAGUUAUUCCUAUACUGUGAAUAAAGAUUAUAUGGAGGAUCUGAAAAUUGUCUAUACCAAUCAUAGUUCCAGAAGCCCUUAGCUGAGCCACGCUUGCUGUUGAGUUUUGAGCUUUGGUCCCUCAGCAAUGGUAAUCUCCCUUUUAGUUAUGCAUAUGGAAUGCCUACCCUAAAUGGUGCUGACACACAUCCUGUCUCAAUUAGUAACAUCAAAACUAAUGUAUUAAUCACUUGUUAUCUUGGUUUGAAAUAUGUAUUUAAAUAUGCUUAACCAGGUUGACCUAUUGAUGACUAUUGUCCAUUAUUGAUUGUAGUAGCACAUUAAUUGUGAAUAGCACUUAAAUGCUAUUUUAGUACUGUAUGUUGCAGAUCAAAAGGUGAGAUGUGGUGGCACACACUUUCUUGUACCAAUAAAUAUUUAUUACUGCCAUGUCAUAAAGAAGCAUAAUAUUAGCUGCAUUAACUUUAUUAGCUCAUGAGUUAUUGUAAGUAUAGUGUAUUGCACUUGAUACAUAUCUGUGCUCAGGAAUUUUUACUUGUGUAUUAACAUAAAUAAAUAGAUCUUGUCAAAAAAUG
Acipenser ruthenus (sterlet) is the source of this 2111-nucleotide messenger RNA. It is a transcript of the gene adprm, whose product is annotated as ADP-ribose/CDP-alcohol diphosphatase, manganese-dependent. The record is from RefSeq and is a predicted model, not a curated record. The transcript is spliced from 4 exons. The coding region runs from base 296 to 1300 and encodes 334 amino acids. NCBI's taxonomy places the organism in Eukaryota, Metazoa, Chordata, Actinopteri, Acipenseriformes, Acipenseridae. Gene Ontology annotation, molecular function: CDP-glycerol diphosphatase activity; ADP-ribose diphosphatase activity; manganese ion binding.